Panicum virgatum (switchgrass) is the source of this 661-nucleotide messenger RNA. RefSeq names its product anther-specific protein MZm3-3-like. The transcript is spliced from 2 exons. Lineage: Eukaryota; Viridiplantae; Streptophyta; Magnoliopsida; Poales; Poaceae. The record is from RefSeq and is a predicted model, not a curated record. The coding region runs from base 85 to 402 and encodes 105 amino acids.
ACACACACACACCGGCGCCAUUAACACAAGCCAGUCCAGUCCUUUCCUCCCGGCCCGGCUAGCGAGUACGUAGCUGCUUGUGGAAUGGCGACGACGACGACGACGGCCGCCGAGCUGAAGCCGCUCGCGGCGCUGUCGCUGCUGCUGGUCCUGGUCCUGGUCCUGGUGCUGGUGGGCGGCGGCGCCGACGCGCAGGAGGCGACGUGCGCGGGGCAGCUGAGCGGGCUGGCCCCCUGCGCGCACUACAGCGUGCCGCCGCCGCCGGGUCAGGCGCCGCCCGCGCCGGGGCCGGAGUGCUGCUCCGCGCUGGGGGCCGUGUCCAGGGACUGCGCCUGCGGGACGUUCGCCAUCAUCAACAGCCUGCCGGCCAAGUGCGGCCUCCCGCGAGUCACCUGCCAGUGAUGACCAGUAGCGCGCCGUUGGCGAGGUGAAGGUGCAAGAGCAACAAGCCAAGAAGAAGAAUAAAAAGAUGGAAGAUCGUCUCUGAUGGAUGGUCAUCCAGAAUCUAGACCUAGCUGCUGCUAUCGGGCGUUUUCCUUUUUCCCUCCCUUUCCCUCCCUUUUUUUUAUUAAGGUUUGAUAGCUUCAUCAGCAGUUCAGCUAGUCCUGUCCGCUGGUCUCAGUGAAUGAAUGUUGAGAAAACGCUGGCAGCAGUUCCUACA